GUGGGCUGUCACCCCAGUCAGCUGAGUACGGCGGCUCCGGAGGGGGACAUUUGUUUGGGGUGGGGGAAGCUUCAUCUGGCUAUCGUCCUGAUUUUUAGUAGUAGAUGAAGAAAGUAUUCUUAUAGAACUUCAGACAAGAUUGGACAGCAACUUCUCAAGAGACCGACCUCCUCACACCCCACAGAAGAUGAUUGACACGCUUGUAACAUCAGAAGCUCAGGACCUUCUUCACCAGCUGAACUCGCUCUUGGAACAGGAGCUGAAAUGCCAGCCGAAAGCUUGUGGUUUGCGGCUGAUUGAAACGACGCAUGACAAUGGCCUCCGGAUGACUGCCAGACUUCGUGACUUUGAAGUGAAAGAUUUACUUAGCUUAACUCAGUUCUUUGGUUUCAAUACAGAGACCUUCUCCUUAUCUGUGAACCUUCUGGACCGCUUUUUAGCUAAAAUGAAGGUGCAGCCAAAACAUCUAGGCUGUGUUGGCCUCACCUGCUUCUAUCUAGCUGUAAAAGCCACGGAAGAGGAGAGAAAUGUUCCCCUGGCAACAGAUUUAAUCAGAAUAAGCCAGUAUAAGUUCAGUGUGUUUGACAUGAUGCGGAUGGAGAAGAUUGUGUUAGAAAAGCUGAGCUGGAAAGUGAAAUCUACAACUGCAUUAAACCUGUUACACCUAUACCAUUCCCUCAUGUAUGAGAACCUGCCUAGUGAAAGGCAAAGGCUAUUUACAUUAGAGAGACUUGAAACAAAUCUGAAAGCCUGUCAUUGUAAGAUCGGAUUCUCCAAAGCAAAGCCCUCUGUGUUGGCCUUGUCAAUUUUGGCUUUUGAAGUUCAAGAACAGAAGUUGCAUGAACUGACAGAUGUGAUGGAGUCUCUACAGAAACAUUCCAAGAUCAGCGGCAGAGACUUAUUUUGUUGGAAAGAAUUUGUAUCAAAGUGCCUUGCAGAGUAUGCUUCAAGCAAAUGUUCAAAGCCAAAUGUACAAAAGCUAAAAUGGAUUGUAUCGGGUCGCACAGCAAGACAGCUGAAGCACAGUUGUUACAGGAUAGCACAUUUACCCACAAUUCCAGAAACUGGCUUUUGAUGUUGAAGGUUCUACAAGUGAAAAGGGCAUACGAAUGGUGUGAUUUUAUAAUUUUAUGGACUUUGGAGCACUUGUUUGGAAAGCACAACUGUGAAACCUAAAGAGAAAAUGGCAGCUAGUUUUAAUUUUUCUUUAGCAUAAAACUUUUUAGCAAGUUUUUAGGUAGGGAAAUAUAUACAGUUCGAAGACAUUACUAAUGGAUAUACUGUAAUGGAAAAUGUGACUGCACUGUUUAGUGAGGCUGUAUAAGCAGAACUUCAGUGUAACAAAUCUACACAAAUAUGGCUACAUACAUGCUCCGUGAAGAGAGGGAGGCAUCAAAGGGCUUCUGCAGUUUCUUCCUCUAAUAACAUGCCUUAUUAGAAAUAUUGCAGGCAUCUCGAGCCAAUGCAUUGAGGUAGUCUUCCCCACUCCCCUGCAAUUCUUACUUUUAUCUGCAGCAAUGUUGCAUAAAAUUAUUAUCAGUAUUUUUAUAAGCAACAAAAUGUGGAAACGAAUGGGAUCCCUCAGUGUUGCUAUACAGGAGGAACUAAUGUAGAGGUUGACUUUUUUUUUUAGUAAGGCUCCAUGCACACCGGUGUAAAAAAAAAAAAGCGUUGCUUCUACAGAAGUUUUGUGUUCUGCUUGUAGAAGCAACUCAAUUAUCCUAUAUGGCCAUGCACAUUAAGACGAUUACAGGCAUAUUUUUAAAUUAACCUUCAGAGGCAGGAAAAACCUUCUCAUUCUCGUUUCUGAUUGGAGCUCAGUGGCAGAAAAAAAAUUAAAACUCCCCUAAACUUUGUAUAAAAAAUGCUUUUGUAUGAGCGUUUUUUUAUUUUUUUUACUCCCAAAGAGGACAGAAUUUUUUUUUUUUUUUUUAGCUCAGUGUUCAUGGAGACUUAAUGUAGAGUACCCCUUGUACUUAUAAUCUAUAAAAAAAAAGUUAAUUUAAGGCUAAUUCAUGGAUAUGUUUCCAUUAUGCAAGGUCAACUUUGCAGUUCAGUUCUUAGAAUUCAGAAAACUGUAGUAAAAGCCUAUACAGUUGAUUGCUUGCAGUGACUUGUACUCUUCUUACUUUAUAGCUGAGCAGACAGAAAUAUAAAGCCAGUGUACUACUGCGUUUAGCUUGAGGACUCUUUCACACUUGAGCAUUGUGGCAACCUGCACGGUUUUCAUCCAUUGUAUUAUGCUGGCAGCCCAUUCAUAAAAAAGGGCUGCCUUAAUACAAUGCACAUGAGUAGCUGCUAUAACCUGCAUUGAUGCACCCCAUUAGAAUGCUGAAGUGUGAAUGGGCCCUGAUUAAAAUCAGGUCAAGAAAAUUACACUACUAUUUAAAGCAAGGAUUGACAACAUCCAGGUUACUCAACUCCGAAAGAAUCCAGCAAUGCAAAAAUGAGUACAGAAUGUUUGCAAUCUUUGAUCUAAAAUGUAAACCUAAGUCCCAUAUAUUUCUCAAAAGGAAAAAAAAAAAAUGCACUUUAGUUUUUGAAUUUGUUUUAUUUGUGACAUUGCAUUGCUAAAUAUUUAAUAUAGAUCUGCCUCCCUGUGCUAGUUUGCCGUUCAAACUUUUUGCACAGUUGAAAAAUGUAUGGCACUUGUUUCUGAACGAGGCAGAUUAAACUUCUAAACACAACUGCCUACUCCUAGUAAAGAGCAACCUCUGCUGUUUAAGGGCUUGUGUAGAAUUUUAGGUACAAUCCUUUUUUCACACUAGUUAAAAGGACAAAAUGGCCUUUAGGCUUGACUUUAAAGUCUAAGGCAUGUUUAAGGUUGUUGGUGAAACCUUAGCGGUUCAUAUUUAAACAUGGUAGGUGUCUGUUGUAGCGACCCCACACACAAGUUGUUCUCCGCUAUCCUGCGUAUCACACCUGAUUUAGUGAAGCCAUGGUCUGCUAGGUGAAAAGUGAAUAGGACAAGAUCUUCUUUCACUCCAUUCGUUUGAAGACUAGUUUCUGUACAUGACCUGACACCCUUCCAACGCCAGAAGGGAGACAGGGGGAAAAAAACAGUGUUUAAGGCCUUUCUGGUUCUGUUGUCAUUUGUGACAAAUCUGUUAACAGCAGAUUAUUGUAACUAGGGAAUAUUUGGAACUAAAGUAAAUGCGCUGAGUAGAUGUACCAAAUGUCACCUGUAAAUCUUUAGGGCAAAAGCAACAUGCAGAUGCAAAUUUAGCCACCUUUUUUUAUAUCGGAUUGCUACACACAUUUUCAUGUAUACUUUUCUUUUACAAAAAGUGAUAUAUUUUUUUUUACUAGCUAGGUGUUUAUGGUUAGCAUAUGUAUGUGGAGAAACAUGGGGGGGGAUUGGCUUCUACGGCAGUUAAAAAGCACAACCAGUUGGCAGUCCAUAUAGCAUCCCAGAACUCCUAAAAUUUGGGGUGCUUUAUACUACUGCUUUAUCCUACUGCAAUAAUCCUUCCUAAUUGGUGCUAGCCUUAUGCAUUCCUGAUGAGCUUUGGGCUCUUUCACACCAGCACAGUGGGCUAAUGCACUGCAUGUGGUAUUGAUGCAUUGCCAUAUAUUUUUAAUGGCAUCCCAAUGCACCACAGUACAUUACCAUGCAAGAUGUGUUAUACUGAAAGUGUCCACAGUUGUACUAUGAGCACCCUUACUAACCAAUAGUAAGGCAAUAUCAGGAUUUGGGCUUUAAUCCCAGGUUAGGAGGCUUGGCAAUUUACUUGCUGUACAUUGCACCCCGAGUUUUGGGUACAGUGGCUCUAAUGCAGCAUGUAAGUGCUAACUGGUAUUAACUGCCACUUCUCUCACCCCCCCACACCACACACAAGUCCAGUAUACUGAGAUCUCAUAUAUGCCUAUGCUGUGAUGUAGCCUGAUAUAACGAUUUUUUUUUUUGUUUUGUUUUUUAACUACAAAGCAUUGAAAUGACUGCUUGGUAAAAUUGCUUAUGUAGUUUAACCCUAAAGUGCCCCUGUUGUAGCAUAUGUACAGUAUGGGAAAUGCUAUGUGUUAAGCUCAGACAGGGAAUGUGUAAUUUGAGUUAAACAAAUGGUGACUAGCAUAUUACCCAUCACUAGAUACGCUGCUCAGUGGUAGGUCUGCACAUUUUGGAGGGCUAAAACCAUGCAGCAACAAACAGAAAGUGCCUCUGUUAAUUAAGCAAUGUACCUUUCAAUAAAUGUAUUGAAAAGAA
Molecule: messenger RNA, 4204 nt
Organism: Rana temporaria (common frog)
Lineage: Eukaryota; Metazoa; Chordata; Amphibia; Anura; Ranidae
Gene: CCNG1
Product: cyclin G1
Exons: 7
Coding region: 188-1075 (295 amino acids)
Biological process (GO): regulation of cyclin-dependent protein serine/threonine kinase activity; mitotic cell cycle phase transition
Cellular component (GO): nucleus; cyclin-dependent protein kinase holoenzyme complex; cytoplasm
Molecular function (GO): cyclin-dependent protein serine/threonine kinase regulator activity
Source: RefSeq, a predicted model, not a curated record